Messenger RNA from Pelagomonas calceolata, 1879 nucleotides. The record is from the annotation of a GenBank genome assembly. Lineage: Eukaryota; Pelagophyceae; Pelagomonadales; Pelagomonadaceae.
GCCGGCGCACCUAGCGACCCGCGCGCGGCCGACGUCCGCCGCAUCCGGCAAGCGACGAACGGCCUGCGAAUCCUUGCGCCCUGCUGGGGCCGCGGCAGGCGCGGGGAGCAACUCUGCGCGAGUCCCGAGGACGCGCUCGACGCGGAUGCGAAUUUCAGAGAUGCGGGAACGAUUGCGGUCGUCGCCGCGUGGUGCGGCGAAGACUUCACAUGGGUCGCGAGACUGCUCUUGGCGUCUGAUAGCGUGCCGCACGUCUGGCGGAAGUUAAUUGUAUACCAGAAGUGCGCCAUCUACAAAACGGCCAAGGGUUACGAAGUGCGCCUAAAAGCUACCCCUAUCAUGAUGGCGGCGAACCUCACAAAAGCGAAGCAAAUCGCCGUCGAGGCGACGGGGCCCGAGACGACGCUGACGAGUAUUGACGUACGGCGAGCGAUCGCGAAGGACGUUCUCCUCCUUAAGACCUACGCAACGGCCGCGACCGCGCCGCUUCAGAAUCUGGCUAUCGAAGUGGUGCCGAUGAUUGAGCCAGGCCGCGGCUGGCCCCGGGUCAAGAAUGCGCGGCCGCCGUUUUCCACCGACGAGGUCGGGGCGUAUCUGCACCACGUCCGCGACGCCGCGUCGACUUCAGGCGCUAGUCCCUUGACGCCAUCGAUGCGUUCCUCUCCGCGCAGGUCUCGACCCGCUACGAGCACCUACUGGACGGCACGUUCUUCCUCCACGGCUCACCAAGCGGCACGUCGCUCGAGCUCGCCAAGCGGACGAUGGAUUGGACGCAUCAAAAUGGAGUAGCCCCGCAGACGUUCUUCGGCACGACGGACAGCGGCGCGCAACGCCUCGACCCGCUCCCCGGCCACCUCGGCGUCGCCAAGGACUUAUUGAAGGUCCGCCGCGUCGGCAACUACGACGGGGGCGAAUUUUAUGCCAGUCGCCUCAGUCUUCGUAGAAGGUCGCAAGGAUUCUAUGCGAAUGCGCUGGAGAUCGUCCGCGCCGACGCGAGCUGCGCCGACCGCUACGUCAACUGCUCCGGCGUCGAUCGCCGGAGGUUCUGCGGCGGAAAGGGCGGGAGGACGGUCCUGCCAGAACCCUUUGCGGCGUUCAACGCCGGAGAGCGAGACUGCCCCGUCGGUGACCCGGCGUCUGCUCGAUGGCGUCGAGGUUGACGCCACGCGCGCAGGUCCCGCGCCGCUACCGCGGCUCGUCGAGGAUCGAGGGCUACUGGAACGUACUAAUGUGCGAGGCUUGCCGGGCACCGCCGAGGCCACGAGACCCUCGGAUACCGUUUUCGGUGAACGGCGUCGGCGACAAGCUCGACGCGCAAAACAAAGGUAGUUACGCGGUCUUCGGGCUCAAGCACCCGGGCCGCUCCACAUCAUCGAGGCGACGCCUCGCGGCGCGGGCGAGUAUACUAGACCAUGCUCGGCCGAACGGCCUCGGCCGGCCCGAGCUCGCGCCCCGCCCGUUCGUGCCCAUCCGGUACGACCCCGACGACCAGGCGCCUUUUUCGCCGCGCUCCGCGCUGUGUGGCGGUCUCGGCGUUUGUCCGGGACCCAAAAAAUGCUACGAGAGGAUUAACGACGACCGGGCGACGUAUAAAGAGGGAGUGCGGGCGACGUACAAGUGCGCCGAAGGUCCUCCCGGGGGCAAGUGGAACGUAGCCGGCGAUCUCCCGCCGACGACGACGAAACGGCCCCGGAGGGCCUCCAAGCGCGCCCGCGAGGAGCUCGCGAUGCUCGAGCGCGAGGCCCGGCCGAAGCAGAAGCCCGUAAAAACACUCUAACUUAUCACACAACACUUCCGCUCCUCCUUCAGCGGCUGCCGGAACGGGUUUGAGGCAGAGUAGCCCUCCUCACAAAACGCGUCCUCGUGGGCGUGGGCAAUC